Symphalangus syndactylus (siamang) is the source of this 2025-nucleotide messenger RNA. RefSeq names its product histone H2B type 1-H-like. Gene Ontology annotation, cellular component: nucleosome. Gene Ontology annotation, molecular function: protein heterodimerization activity; DNA binding; structural constituent of chromatin. The record is from RefSeq and is a predicted model, not a curated record. Lineage: Eukaryota; Metazoa; Chordata; Mammalia; Primates; Hylobatidae.
AUGCCUGAUCCAGCUAAAUCCGCUCCCGCUCCGAAGAAGGGCUCCAAGAAGGCGGUGGCCAAGGCGCAGAAGAAGGAUGGCAAGAAGCGUAAACGCAGCCGCAAAGAGAGCUACUCCGUUUACGUUUACAAGGUUCUGAAACAGGUCCACCCCGACACCGGCAUCUCCUCCAAAGCCAUGGGGAUCAUGAAUUCCUUUGUCAACGAUAUCUUCGAGCGCAUCGCCGGCGAGGCUUCCCGCCUGGCUCAUUACAACAAGCGUUCGACCAUCACCUCCAGGGAGAUCCAGACGGCCGUGCGUCUGUUGCUGCCUGGGGAACUGGCCAAGCACGCCGUGUCCGAGGGCACUAAGGCCGUCACCAAGUACACCAGCUCCAAGUAAAUGGACGCAUGUUCAAACCCAAAGGCUCUUUUCAGAGCCACUUAAUGAUUUCAAUUGAGAGUUUUAAUGCUGGGUGCUGCUGUAUUCUAUGGGAGAAGUGUCGCCAAUACAGGUAAAGUUUUCCCACAUCAACAGUUUAUUCUGUGCUUUCGACAAACACUAAGCUUUUAGAGCUUAUUUGUCUUUAUAAAGGUGGUGUAUAACUACAUUGUCCAGGCUGGUCUUAAACUCAAGCAAGUUUUCCCACCUCGGCCUUGCCUUGUAUUACUGAGUAGAUAAUUUGACACAGCAGGAAAAGUGGGCAUUCUUGUUUAGGAACCAAAAAAUAAGUUUGCAACUUACAAUGCAAUCAAUUUGGAGCAACACGUCCACCAGUCUAGAGCUGGUAAGUUUGAGUAUUCAAAAUGAGUUGAAAGUACAUUUAGUGCCUAUAAUAAUCCACUCUUGAUAGCAUAAUGUGGUCUUUGUAGGAGUCUCGUGGAAGUUAAUGUCAGCUGGGAUGUUGUAGUUUACCAAAUACCUGAGAAAAAAUUUCUUAAUAGAUAAGGAUUGAGAGACAAACUUUAUGGAAAUGAAAAAAUGCCAUGGAAUAAACUUUAAGUUAUUCGACAAGUAAUAUGAGGGGUUUUAGCUGUCUUUGAAAAACCAGAUUUGUAAGACAAAGAAGAGCAGAGAAUAUAAAUAGUAAAGGGCCUGGCAACUAUGUGUCUUUGUUUUUAGGUAAUGUUGGUUGGCAGUCAGCAAAAAGGCCAGGCUCUGGUAGUCUUAACUUGAAAAGGGUAACAGGAAUCACCGAAACUAUGUAUACAACUUCUGCCGUGGGUUUUUUAAAUACCAAGAUUACCGAUUGUAAUGGUAGGGUAAUAUAGACUGAAAUCCCUACAUUCCUCCACCCUCAUGGGCAUUUCUCUUGGAUCAUAAAAUGUGGGGGUAGCAGGAGGUAAGGGAAGAGUAUUUUAAGAGCCUAGAUCUGAGAUGUACGUUCAAUUUUUCCGCAAAGUAUCUGGUGGUUGGACUAGUACUUUAUUCAUUUAUUGAGAAUCUAUUAAAUUACAGAAAAUACUCAGUAAAGAGCAGUGAGAAAGACAGAAACUAUCCCUGUCCUUUACCUGGAUUGAAAUCUAAAGUGGAUAUUUAUACAAUAAACUCACAAACUAAAGAAAGUCUGAAGGUAACGUUUUUCUUUUAACUGGCUUUUGAUGGGACUGAAUUUAAAUUGCCAAAAGGUGAAUUAACAUCAUCUUGAAAACUUGCAAGUUCCUGGAGGCAGUUCUGGAGGGAGGGUGGAGCAAAAGAGAUGGCAGAAGAAGAGGAGCCAGCAGCAUGGAAUUCAAAAGUAGACAACAUUCUUGCCUCCUCCCUAGUGGACAGGGAGGAGGGGUGGGGAGAGCACAAGAGAGCCAUGACAGAGGAAGGGAGAGAGUACAGAGUUUAAGUCUGUAUUGAUGGAACUGUGGUUAAAAAUAGGGGCUACCCGUUUAUAUUCUCAUCUGGCCAUGUCUCAUCAGUGGUUUACAAGGAUUUCAUAGAAGUGCUUUACUAAAAUGUACAACCUCACUGAAAUAUAGAAAGUAAUACUGUAAGCCAGCAAAUAUUUUAUAUUUAUGCAAAUAAUUUUUUAAUAAAAGUUUUUUUUAAUGUCCA